Molecule: messenger RNA, 1749 nt
Organism: Paracoccidioides brasiliensis Pb18
Exons: 5
Coding region: 1-1749 (582 amino acids)
Source: RefSeq, a predicted model, not a curated record
AUGUCUAGUGCCGCAAAUCGUUUGCGCCAUCUCACGCAGCAUUUCCUCCCCGUAAAGAGCCAGGGCGCAGAAGCCCAAGGGGAUCAGUUUUCUCAUAAUUUCAAUCGACAUGCGCUCUCUCCCACUUUUUUCCUCCCGCGCGCUGCAUCAAUCGAACCAGAUGCCGAAGCAAUCUACCACGUCACCGCGAACAACAAGGUCCUCAGAAGAUCGUAUAUUGAGACAGCAGAUCGGGCUCGGGGAUUUGCAUACUAUUUGAAAAAACAUGGAUUCAAAAGGGUUGGGAUAUUAUGCCCUAACACCCCGGCGUUUUUGGAAUCGAUUUUCGCUAUAGCUGCGGCGGGCGCAGUUAAUGUUGCCGUGAAUUACAGAUUAAAACCCGAAGACAUUGCGUACAUCUUCAAUCAUUCCGAAGCAGAAGCCAUCAUCGUCGACCAAGAAUUUCUCCCGCUUCUCGUUGAGUUCAGAAAGACCUACCCACAUAUACCUCUUAUCAUCGACACGGAUACAGAUGCUAUAGAAGGUGAACUUAGUGGACAAUUCGACCAAGCAGUGUUGGAAGGCCUCAACUUUGAUACUGCGUCUGGAAGCCAUGGAUGGGAAGGAUUGAACGCCCAGACGGCAGAUGAAGAUGCCCUCAUUGCGCUUUCGUACACCAGCGGCACAACUUCGCGGCCAAAGGGAGUGGAAUAUAUCCAUCGCAGCUGCUAUCUGGCAACCCUCGCGAAUAUAAUAGAAUCCGGAUUAAAUUACAAUCGGGGCCGGUGCCGUUACCUUUGGACGUUGCCAAUGUUUCAUGCUAUGGGAUGGACUUUCCCAUGGGCUGUGACGGCCGUCAGGGGCACGCAUUACUGUCUGCGCAAGAUCGACUACCCCCUCAUCUGGAAACUACUCAAGGAAGAGGGCAUUACUCACUAUUGCGCGGCUCCCACUGUUAAUACCAUCCUCUGCAGCUCGAAAGAGGCAGAGAUGCUCCCGUCUCCCGUUCGGGUCACAGUCGCAGCAAGCCCGCCAACACCGCAUUUGUUCGAGCAAAUGACUAACCUCAACCUACACCCGGUCCAUGUCUACGGGCUUACCGAAACGUACGGCCCAAUCACGAAAGGUUAUUACCUGCCUGAAUGGGAUACGAUUCCGGAACAAGAUAAAUAUGAGAGAAUGGCACGACAGGGCUAUGGGUUCCUAACCAGUCUUCCGGUCCGUGUGAUCAAGACAGAGGUUCCUGAAGGGACGAUAAUCGACGUAGAGAAGAAUGGGAAGGAGAUUGGUGAGAUUGUCUUUGUGGGGAAUAUUUGCGCCAAGGGGUACUAUAAAAAUGUGGAGGAGACGAAGAAGCUCUUUAGCGGAGGAGUGCUCCAUUCAGGGGAUCUGGCCGUCUGGCAUCCGGAUGGAUCCAUAAAGAUCCUAGACCGGGCCAAGGACAUCAUCAUUAGCGGCGGAGAGAACAUAUCCUCUAUUGCUCUGGAGUCCAUGCUUGUCACACACCCGGACAUUCUCGAAGCGGGAGUUGUAGCUGUACCUGAUUCUCACUGGGGAGAGCGACCCAAGGCAUUCAUCACGGUGAAGAGUGGCAAACAGCUUGGGGGCAAGGAUGUGAUUGAGUGGGCAAAACAUGUGAGCGGCAUCAGCCGAUUCAUGGUGCCCAGGGAAGUCGAGGUGGUGCCGGAACUACCCAAGACCAGCACUGGGAAGGUGAAGAAGAAUGUCUUGAGGGCGUGGGCUAAAGGCACAGACCGUAGUCUUCAAUGA